AUGGACAGCCCGCCUCCUCCUGUUGACAGAGGAGCGGACUCUCCCGGAACAGACCGACCCGCACAGGGGUCUGCCUCUAGGUCACAGUCGGGUCUCCUGAGCAGCGGACCGAACGUGACCGGAGAGUACCUGUCGCAACCGGUCUGCUUCGCCACAUGCAGUGUCGUCUGCAUCGUCUGCACGAUCAUCUACAUCAUCAAGACGAGGCAGGGCCCGCAAGCAUCGCCGUCGAUCACCCACUGCGACGGCCUCGCCUGCGCUGACCCGCAGAGGGCGCUCGAUUCGCUCCUGGACCACGGCGUACACCCGUGCGACGAUUUCCACGCCCACGUGUGCGCCCGUUGGACUAAAAGUCGACGGGACAACGGCUUUCUCGAAGAGUCCGUACUCCAGUACAUGGCCCGGAUGCGCGACGUCUUGAUCCCCGACCCGCCCAGGGACGCGGUCAGCGAAAAGGUUCGAGAAGCUCUGGACACGGGCAGCACACUGCUGUCCGAGUGCUUGGCGCACAUGGCCACCGGGCAGCUGGACCUCGACCAGGAAGUGACGCUGCUCUUCCGAAAGUUGCACCUGGGACAAGUCUUGAACGCGACGUCCUCGCUCGAUGCGAUGGCGGUCGGUUCGGAGGUGUCCUUCAGGUACGGCCUGAACGGACUCGUCAGGCUUAGACCGCAGAGGGUCGAGACGACCGCAGUCCUGUACGCGCUGAGAGGAAUUCCGUUACUGACGGCGUUCCCCAUCAAGGCCGUGCUCACACACUACGUCAAGAGAAUCGUACGCGCCGUCUCCGGGGCCAAACGCUUCGCCGAGCUCAUCUCCCCGGGUGUCGUGUCCCUGGACAACCUCGUCUACGCAUCCUACCGCAGGAGGGAGUCACCCUACCGGAAGAUCGCCAACAGAAAGCUGCACUUUGAGCCGCCGGCGCUUGUCGCCGUCGCAACCGGAUCGAUGGAGCGGUUUGCGAGGCGGUGCAACUUUAGCAGCGUAUUCCUCCUCGUCCGCGACUACAGCAACGUGGCGCACCUGCUAAGCUUCUUCCAGCAGGACGUGGCGCCCGAGGUGCUGUCCUGGUACGUGGCACUGCAACUCCUGACGGACCUUCUACAGUUCGACUACGUCAAGAGAUUCGAAUUGGGCAGUGGCAGCAACGAGGCGGCAGCUCUUCGAACCUGCUUCGAGUCCAUGAGUGCCGCCCUCUCGCCAGUUUGGACCCUGAUGUCGAGGCAGCUGAUGGUCGUCGGAGGCAACUCCUCCAGCGGGAAGCCGGACCCAGUGGACGCGCUCUUCCAAAGCGUCAAGAAGGCGCUCAAACUUGGGAGAAAUUACCUGACGGACUUGCGGGCCGAUCCGACGCUUCGGAGACUGCAAGAAUCGCUCGGCUCCGUAGCACUCGUAUCGGGCGCGAGGCUCACCGACGGUGGUGACAUCGCGUUCCGCAGCUCGCAGCCGGUGCCAUCGGGCGUCGGUUUCCUGCUGGAUUACAUAAGCGCCCGAGCCCAGGUUAGGCGGCAGUCGCAGUUCAACCCGCCGGACUUCGCUUGGGACGUCUCCUCGAUGUUGGAGUUCAAGACCAGGGCUUUCUACCUCGCCGAACACGACUCCAUCUUCGUCCCCACCGCGUUGCAGACGCGUCACGUGUUCCACGGGGAAAACUCGACGCGACUCCUAAACUACGGCACGCUCGGCGCCAUCGUGGCCCGGGAACUGGGCAAGAUCUUCGCUCCCGGCGCCAGACACGGCGGUGAUUUCAGUGGCCUCUGGACUCCAGAAGCAGUACGCAGUUACGAGUCUCACAUGAGCUGCUACACGUCGCUCGAAGCGCGGGCGACAAGGAGCUCCGGAAAGGCCGCGGAAAUCCAGCUCGAGCUCUUCUUGUGGCUUACGAGCGCGCGCGCGGCUUAUUCAGCGCUCAGGGAAGACUUCUCGACGCUUUCGGACAGGAAGGCCAGCUGGAAGUCCGUGCAGAAAGAGUUCUUCCGCAGGUUCUGCUUCACCGCGUGCGAUUCGUGGAACAAGACUACGCUCAGUAGCCGACAGAAGUGCCUCUGGCCCCUGUUCGAUAUGCCGGAGUUUGCGGACGCUUUCGACUGCCCGGUAGCGUCGUACAUGGCGUCGAGGCGUCAGUGUCACGCUUAGAAUGACGCUUAGGCCCCGCGGUGCGUGGACACACUAGGCCGACGCAAUAUUGAACGAGGAUACUCGCCGUAUUUGUGGUAUAACUGACGGAAGCAGCUUUUGCUCGGACUCCGCAUACUGAUUUUAGGGGACGUCUGACAAUGUCUUGUCACAAUUUCUGACAAUGUGUGUUAAGGGCAAAUAGGGAGCGAAGUCGUCGUGGCGAUAAUAGAAAUAUAUCGCAUAACGCUCAUCAUCGUUCGCCUCCCUGAGCCCGCCAAUCCUAGAGUGUGUGUUCCCCUGGUCAUACUGUUUAGCAGUUGUCACCGCAGAUCUCCGUUUUCAGCGUUCAGAUUAGUAUUCAAGGAAGCGUUGGUGUUUUUAUACCCAUAUUUUAACGUUAAAACAACCAUGCAUUUACCGUUCCAAUGGUUCUACUAUAAAUACGAACUGAGUUAUCUCCGUUUCCGCAUUCAUUUUUGUCCAGAAUUACCCCCACCAGCCGAUCACAAUGCUUUAUUUCUGCAUUUCACAUUGCAAUUAACUUGGUAUUUGACGAGGCGCUACAAUAUAGUUUACAGCUUCAGUGCCACAAUUCUAAUGCAUCCUACGUUUCGUAGGCUGGUGAACAUGAAUAUAUAAUAAAGGUGGGCCACACGCAUGUGGGAAUCAGUUAAAGCGAAACUUUAUUUGAUGUUUACUAAAAUGUCUUCACUUCUAUGUAGCUCAACGUUCCUCUCACAGUACACGCUCCGGUCCCAUUUUAAUACGAUUACCAUUGUCGGAAACACAAAACCAGUUUGCGGUACGAAUUUCGUAUCUAAACUCUUUCACGCCAGCUUCGGUCACUGGAUAUGUACCGCUCUUGAUGA
Dermacentor albipictus is the source of this 2987-nucleotide messenger RNA. RefSeq lists its product as uncharacterized. The record is from RefSeq and is a predicted model, not a curated record. Gene Ontology annotation, cellular component: plasma membrane. Gene Ontology annotation, molecular function: metalloendopeptidase activity. Lineage: Eukaryota; Metazoa; Arthropoda; Arachnida; Ixodida; Ixodidae. Gene Ontology annotation, biological process: protein processing.